Nycticebus coucang (slow loris) is the source of this 3475-nucleotide messenger RNA. RefSeq names its product microtubule-associated protein RP/EB family member 1-like. Gene Ontology annotation, molecular function: microtubule plus-end binding. The transcript has 3 exons. Gene Ontology annotation, cellular component: microtubule organizing center; spindle midzone; microtubule plus-end. Lineage: Eukaryota; Metazoa; Chordata; Mammalia; Primates; Lorisidae. The record is from RefSeq and is a predicted model, not a curated record. Bases 2240 to 3016 code for a protein of 258 amino acids. Gene Ontology annotation, biological process: protein localization to microtubule plus-end; spindle assembly; regulation of microtubule polymerization or depolymerization.
GUUCCUGUGGUAAGGAAUGGGGGAGGAAGGGGAAGCAGACUCAGUUCUACUAGUUUGAAUAAUCUCAGCAGGCUCUGGGGUUCAGGGCCUGUCUUGAGUUGUCCAGCACCUGGCCCUGGGGUGAUUAGGGCUAGAGAAGAGUGGCCUAUAGUGUGAGAGCCUAUAAGAGUAGGAGGUGGUUGGAGGUAUAGGAUCUGGAUUGGUUAGUUUGCAUAUGAAAGGUGUGCUCUGCAGCCUGGCCCUGCGGAAGGACAGUUAGACCCUAAAUGUCAAAACCCUGGGUGUGGUGGCUUACACCUGUAAUCCUAGCACUCUGGGAGGCCCAGCCAGGUGGAUUGCUUGAGCUCAGGAGUUGGAGACCAGCCUGAAUUAGAGCAAGACCCUGGCUCUAAAAAGAAUAGCCAGGCAUUGUGGUGGGGGCCUGUAGUCCUAGUUACUCAGGAGGCUGAAGCAAGAAGAUUGCUUGGGUUCAAGAGUUUGAGGUUGCUAUGAGCUAGGAUGCCAUGGCACCAAGAGUGACAAAGUGAGACUUUGUCUCAAAAAAAAAAAAAGAAAAGAAAAAAGACUUGCUUGAUACAGUGUUUAAUCUAAGUUUCCUUGGUAACCAUAGAUACUAAAAUCAAGAGAGGAGCCAGGCAUAGUGGCUCACACCUGUAAUCCUAGCACCCUGGGAGGCUGAGGCAGGAGGAUUCCUUGAGCUGAGGAGUUCGAGAUCAGUUUAAGCAAGAGUGAGACCUCAUCUCUACUAAAAAUAGAAAAAUUAGCCAGGCGUGUUGGGGCAGGCACCUGUAGUCCCAACUACUUUGGAGGCUGAGGCAGGAGGAUCACUUGAACUGGGGAGUUUGAGGUUGCUGUGAGCCAUGAGGAUGCCAUGGCAUUCUAGUUUGGGGCAACCGAGUGAGACUCUGUCUCAAAAAAUAAAUAAAUAGAUAAAUAAAGGGAGAGAACAAAUCCUAGUUUGGUCACCACCCUUUAAAGUGCUAUAGUCAGGAGUAGCUUCCUCACUUCUGCCAAGAACUGAAACUUCCCAAUCCCCACAUCAACAACAGAGUUUCAUUUCCAUUAUAUGAAGGGCUGAGUGACCUGGCUCCCUCCUACCCAGCUGGCCUCCUCUCCCUUCAGCUCUCUAGCGUUCCAGAUCCUCCAGGAAGUGCCUUCCUUUUGCUUGGCUGCCUUCUCUCCACCCUCCAGGUUUCCAGCUCCAAGGUCAUUUUCAAAUCUGACCUUCACAGCCCUCUUGGUCAGUUGUCUGUCCCCACCACUGCUUUCUCUCAGGCCUGAGUUUCUUUCCUUCAUUCCAUCCUUCAUAAUUAGAAACACCUUUGUUUGAGACUUUGUUUACUCAUUGCUUAUUCAGCUUUCCUGCUAGAAUGUGAGCCCAAGAGGGCAGGGACUAUGUCUUGUUUAAUAUGGAACCCUCAGAGCCUGGCUAGUACAGAGCUUGGUAGAAUAAACCUCUGUUAAAUGAAUGAAUGAGCAAACUAAUGGGUGAAUGAAUGAACAAACAGAGGAGUUGAUGUUUAGGACCUGUGGAUCUGGAGCCAUGGGGAACACAAGCAGCUUCAGAGAAGGCUGCUUUGCUUCGCAGUGCCCUUGUUCCUCUUGGCCUCCUACUCGCUUUUCUUUCUAACCAGUUCUUUGUUGUCCUCUGCUCAUUCACGACAGCUGACCACACCUGGUCCUCAUUGCCAGCUGUGGCUUCUAUAGUUGACAGCCAAAAAGUACCAAAAAGUACCUCUUCUUAAAGAGCACUUUGCAGAAAUUUUGCUCUUUUUUCAUUAAGUUUGAGUAAGAAGGUUUUACCUUGUAGGAGAGCCUAGUAACAUCUCUACGAAUUUUUUAAUUCAAGUUCCCAAGAAAGUAGUCUGAUUGCCCCAAUCCAUUUCUUUGAGCUAAGACACUGCAGAGGUCACUCUGCCUGGCCUUUGGAUUGGCCACUGUUGGAUCAGGUGAUGCCUCUGGUCCAAGAGCUGACCCUUGGAGUGUAAGUCACACCAGCAAGGCAGUGAGUGACAGCAUUUCUGUUUUUCAAGGGGCAUGUGGAUAGAACAGGCAAGAAUUGCUGUUUCUAAGUCCAGAGCCCAGAAUGGACACAUUGAUUCUAAAAUAACUAUACCUCUAUUACGUGGAUGCGUGAGUAUGAGGUCAUCACCUGGGUGGGGCAGGGCGGUUUGAACCAGACAAAGACGGAACCCAAGCUGGGCACAGGCAGUGCACACGGUUCUGUCAAGAGCCGAAGAUGGCAGUGAAUGUACACUGGACAUCAGUCACUGGUAAUAACUUAAGUCGUCAUGACGUACUGGCCCGGAUCAAUAAGUCUCUGCAGCUGCAUCUGACAAAGAUCGAACAGUUGUGUUCAAGGGCUGUCUAUUGUCAGUUUAUGGACAUGCUGUUCCCUGGCUCCAUUGCUUUGAAGAAAGUGAAAUUCCAAGCUAAGCUGGAACAUGAGUAUAUCCAGAAUUUCAAAGUAUUACAAGGAGGUUUCAAGAAGAUGGGAAUGGGAGUUGAUAAAACCGUUCCUGUGGAUAAAUUAGUAAAAGGAAAGUUUCGGGACAAUUGGGAAUUUGUUCAGUGGUUUGACAAGUUUUUUCAUGUAAACUAUGAUGGAAUAGCCAGACAAGGUCAAGAAAUUUCAGUGGCUUCCUUCUUUGGUACUCCAGGUCCGCAUAAACCAAAGAUUGGCCCUGACAUGGUGGGAAAGAAUCUUGGCGUGAGGGCGGCGCCUGGCCGUACAGUGAGACUCUGUCUCUACAAAAAAAAAAAAAAAAAGAAUCUUGGCGUGAGUAGCAGGGAUGACCAGGCAGCCAAGUUGAUGAAGCAGAUCAGAGUAUUGCAACUUGCCCUUGAAGACUUGGAGAAAAAGAGAGAUUUCUACUUCAGAAAGCUAAGGAACAUUGAAUUGAUUUGCCACGAGAACAAGGGGGAAAAUGACUUUGUAUUGCAGAGGAUAGCAGACAUUGUCUAUGAUACACAUGAAGGGUUUAUGUUACUUACGAAGGAACAAGAAGAGUAUUAACAGCCUGGAGCAGCAGAACAUCUGAAUUCUUCAUGCCAAGAAUAUGCUUAAUUGCAAAAUAUUCUCCUUUAUUAAGUGCCUCUUCUUAAAGAGCACUUUGCAGAAAUUUCACUCCUUUUUCAUUAAGUUUGAGUAAGAAGGUUUUAGGAGAGCCCUAGUAACAGCUAGUUGGUUCACCUGGGGAGCAGAGAGGCUGCGGCAGCAGUGGGUGGGUGGGUGGGGAGGUUCACUGUGUGAACCUGGGAGCAGAGAGGCGGCUGGGGAGGGGGAGAAGUUCAUCAUUGCAUACAACAAAGGUGUUAUGUAAUAUGCUGAGGUGGUGACCUUAGUAGAGCAAUGUAAAGACUGAAUUGAAUUUUAAGCUAAUGUGAAAUCUUGGCAGAGAACAUUGUAAUAAAUAAAUGCCUUGGGGGUAUUUAAAAUAUGCUUUCAUAUUUCAAAGUAUAACAUAUAAUAUGA